Messenger RNA from Protopolystoma xenopodis, 243 nucleotides. The record is from the annotation of a GenBank genome assembly. Lineage: Eukaryota; Metazoa; Platyhelminthes; Monogenea; Polystomatidea; Polystomatidae.
AUGGGACCGGAAGCCGUAGUCAAUUCCAUAAAGCAGUCUGCCUGUCUAUCGAUCUCAGCAGAAGACUGGUGGCAGUCGGCCUCUGUCUCUCGCCCUCACGGCUGUGGCCUGCGUGCUCUUGAGACGCGCCAUUUGUACAACUGCCUCGGUCGAUCAAGCCCUAGUCACUUCGCCGUCUACGCACCUGUCCAGACGCGCCAUCAGCCCGCGUCAGAGGCCGCCUCGGCUCAUCGUCUGGCCUGA